Pararge aegeria (speckled wood butterfly) is the source of this 863-nucleotide messenger RNA. It is a transcript of the gene Coq4, whose product is annotated as ubiquinone biosynthesis protein COQ4 homolog, mitochondrial. The transcript has 3 exons. The record is from RefSeq and is a predicted model, not a curated record. NCBI's taxonomy places the organism in Eukaryota, Metazoa, Arthropoda, Insecta, Lepidoptera, Nymphalidae. The coding region runs from base 83 to 820 and encodes 245 amino acids. Gene Ontology annotation, biological process: ubiquinone biosynthetic process. Gene Ontology annotation, cellular component: mitochondrial inner membrane; mitochondrion.
UCAUGUUUACCAUAAUUAAAACUAAAGAUUUUGAUGUGCGUAGGUAUUCAUAGAAUUUAAUUUAUUUUUGACUGGUGUUACAAUGAGGCCUGCUUUUAUGAGAAGAUUUAGUAGCAGUGGAGAAAAAUUAUGCUUUCGAGAUGAAUUAUAUAAAAAUUAUAUACCUACCAAUUUUUUCCAAAAAACCGUACUAACAGUGGGCUCAGCAGCCGUUGCAUUAUUGGACCCACAUAGAGGUGAUAUGAUCGCAUGCCUAGGGGAGGUGACUGGGGAAAUGUCCCUUAAAUAUAUGAGAGCAAAAUUGCUUGAGAGCCCUGAAGGUGCUACUAUAUUAAAGGAAAUGCCACGCAUAAAUUCGAAAACAAUCUGCUUCAAAACUCUUUCCAAGAUGCCUGAUAGGACGGUAGGUCGUAUAUACGCUGACUUCAUGAAAGACAAUAAUAUAACAGCUGAUUCACGGUUGCCAGUUCAAUUCAUAGAGGACCCUGAUUUAGCCUAUGUCAUGCAAAGAUAUAGAGAGGUUCAUGAUUUAGUUCAUGCUACAUUAUUCAUGAAGACUACCAUGUUGGGUGAAGUUACUGUCAAAUGGGUUGAAGGCAUUCAAACAAAACUUCCUAUGUGUAUUGGUGGAGGUAUUUGGGGAGCAGCAAGGCUUAAACCAAAACAUAGACAACUUUAUUUAAAAUAUUACCUACCAUGGGCCAUUAAAACAGGGAAUAAUGCAAAGUUUUUACAAGCAAUAUAUUUUGAGAAGAGGUGGGACCAAAAUAUUGAUGAUUUCCAUAGAGAAAUGAAUAUUGUUCCACUCACAAAAGCUUAAUUUUCCAGUUUGUAUUGUAGUAUUUAAAUAAAAUAAUACCCUA